AUGCUCCCAGCCCUCGCCCAGACACUACCCCAAGAGACCAUCAGCCGGCUUCCAGGGAGUGGGGAGGAGGCGAUCCAACGGGGGACGGCGGCUGCGACCGAGGGAGCCACAGCCUCAACUCACCAGCUCCCGCGGAUCCAGCUCCUCACGCACUUCAUCGGCCCAGCCGCGCUUAGUGCCAUCUGGAGAGGGAUCCAGGAUCGGUUGACUCCCGGGGUUCAUAUGGCCAACGAGUACGGUCAGGCGAGACUACUCCUCACAUCGAAGAACCUGAAGGGCGAGACACGAC
Penicillium egyptiacum is the source of this 289-nucleotide messenger RNA. Lineage: Eukaryota; Fungi; Ascomycota; Eurotiomycetes; Eurotiales; Aspergillaceae. The record is from the annotation of a GenBank genome assembly.